Molecule: messenger RNA, 4880 nt
Organism: Hemibagrus wyckioides
Lineage: Eukaryota; Metazoa; Chordata; Actinopteri; Siluriformes; Bagridae
Gene: abhd17ab
Product: abhydrolase domain containing 17A, depalmitoylase b
Exons: 5
Coding region: 251-1297 (348 amino acids)
Biological process (GO): protein depalmitoylation
Cellular component (GO): plasma membrane; endosome membrane
Molecular function (GO): palmitoyl-(protein) hydrolase activity
Source: RefSeq, a predicted model, not a curated record
UUCUCAGGGUAGUAGUAGUAGUAGUAAGAGGAGGCGACUGUAUGCGGCUCCUGUUCCUUCAGCUGUGUUAGCAUUGAGGCUAAUCAAUGACAGCUCGGUGUCUCUUUCGCUCAUCACCCGCCAUCACACACACUCCAUCCUCCGCUGCUCUGUCAUCACUGUCUCUAUCAGCUGCGGGCGAGGAAGAGGAGGAAAUGUCCGACAUUUUGUUCCUUAUCGUCUGAGGAGUCGGCGGUGUUUCCAGUUGACGAUGAAUGGCCUGUCUGUCAGUGAGCUGUGUUGCCUGUUCUGCUGUCCUCCAUGCCCAAGCCGUAUAGCCGCUAAGUUGGCCUUUCUGCCACCUGAGCCCACCUACACCCUCCUGCCCGAUCUGGAAGCAGGCCCCGUGUCCACCAGCUCCACCACGGCACCUGGUCUGCGCUCUCGAGGUGGCACUGGAGUCGGAGCAGCAGGAGGUGGAGGAGGCGGCGGUGGAGGAGGCGCCAGUGGUGGAGGAGGUGGAGGAGGAGGAGGAGGAGGAGGCGGAGGAGUUAGUUUAGGAGCAGGCGGAGAGGGGCGCUGGAAGCUCCAUCUCACAGAACGGGCCGAGUUUCAGUACUCUCAGCGGGAGCUGGACGUCACCGAAGUGUUCCUGACGCGCACGAGUCGAGGGAACCGAGUGGGCUGCAUGUACAUCCGCUGCGCUCCCACAGCACGGUUCACUGUGCUCUUCUCCCACGGUAACGCUGUCGAUUUGGGGCAGAUGAGCAGUUUCUACAUCGGCCUCGGGACGCGCAUCAACUGCAACAUCUUCUCCUACGACUACUCGGGUUACGGCGUGAGCACGGGAAAACCGUCCGAGAAGAACCUGUACGCGGACAUCGACGCGGCGUGGCAGGCUCUACGCACGCGAUACGGCAUCAGCCCCGAGAACAUCAUCCUGUACGGCCAGAGCAUCGGCACGGUUCCCACGGUGGACCUGGCGUCACGCUACGAGUGUGCGGCCGUCAUCCUGCACUCUCCGCUCACCUCGGGCAUGAGGGUGGCCUUCCCCGACACCAAGAAGACCUACUGCUUCGACGCCUUCCCCAACAUAGAGAAGGUAUCGAAGAUCACAUCUCCAGUGUUGAUCAUCCACGGUACGGAGGACGAGGUGAUAGAUUUCUCUCACGGCCUGGCCCUGUAUGAGCGCUGCCCCAAAGCCGUGGAGCCGCUGUGGGUGGAAGGGGCGGGGCACAAUGACAUCGAGCUCUACAGCCAGUACCUGGAGCGUCUGCGCAGGUUCAUCGGCCAAGAACUGGCAACCCAGCACACCUGAGGACCUCACCCCUCUCUCUCUCUCUCUCUCUCUCUCUCUCUCUCUCGCUCUCUGACCCGUUUACACUUCCUGUUUCAUUCAUCUCAAUAAUUAAGAAUUUGUGUCUGACAGUAACCCAAAGCUCCUUUAAGCCGGAUUUAAACCAGCGCUCCUUGACGUCUGCGACUGCGUUACAGAAUAUUAACGCAUACACGCUCUACAUUAUUAUACUUUUAUUUAUUCAUUUGCUAUUUCAUCAUAAAUAAAGCACCGAGUGCUUAGACACACCACUCUACCUCCAGAGAUAGCGCCAAGUACGAUGUUCUGUUUAUCGUAACAGAGCUAGAAUUAUUUAAAUAAAACAAAAAACUAUCAGAUAAAUUAGCUACAUAAAAUAAAUAUUUAAAAUAAAAUUCUAGUUUAUAUUAUUUUUUUUUAUAUCUGAUUAAUGAUAUAUAAAUAAAUGGAAUUCUGUCGGAAGUUGCGAGUGGUUUAUUGCGAGGGGGGAAGUCAAACGAGAACCUGCAGCUAAUUAAAAUCUUAUUACAAUUUUCUUCUAAUUGACUCGUCCUCGUGGCGUUAAUUCAAUUAACUCAUUUUCAUCUAACGACCAAAUCAAUGUCAUUUUUACUGUAAGACGGGAAACAUUUGUAAUAUAAAUCGUUUGCACGCUUUGGCCUUCCCUCGUCAAUUCUCUCUCUUUUAAAACGCUUUGAGUUCCCUUUUAUGGAAAAAAAGGGGCGGAGUUGCCUUUUAUGGGGGGGAGAGGGCCGGGCUGAACGCAUUCUGGGAAAACGUGUUUUGUUGGCUUUAAGAUAGCCAGAUAACUUGAGUGAUCAUGAGUUACUGUAUUUAUUUAUUUGUUUUUAUCUUUUCCAGUUAAAUGUUUUGUUAAUUGAUAUAUAAAACAAAUAAUAAUAAAAAUAUAGUCGGUGAGCGACGAUACUGACAUGACGUGAGAUUUUCCCGACGUUUUCUUUCUCUUGUAUCCUGAAGAGCAAUAUUAUAAACCAUGUUUUUUUAAAUACUUCUAGUGACAAUUUAUAAAGUGACACACCGCUGCUUUAAAAAUUGUUUACGUUAAAUCCAGGCGUGUGUAAAUGGACACGGGUGUGUAAACGGAGUCUUUCUUUCUUUCUCUCUGUCUGUCUCUCUCUCUGGUGCCGGUGGGAGUGAGACAGCUGUCGAUAAACUGGCGCGGACUCCUCCCUGUUUGUUCGGAGGUUCUUGCUACUUGGAUGCGGUUGUUCUGACCUCCUGUGUGUGUGUGUGUGUGUGUGUGUGUGUCCUCGAUGAGCGACAGUGCUAUAAAACCACUCCAGGCUCUUCCUCGGUCAGACCUGCAGUUUAACUAGCCUCCUUACGUUAUUAGCUUAGCAUAAUCGGUUGUUAUUCAGUUUUUUUCCUGAACCCUCACGUUCUUUUUCUCUCAGAGUUUUAAAGGUUUCAGAUCCCGCUAUUAACCUCCACCUGGUCAUUAGCGCAGCGACGUAAUGAGCCGGCUAAUAACACCGGGAUUAGUGUAAGGCUCCGGAAUGCGUGACCUCGGGCCAGCGUCUUAGAACAUGAUAUCCAUGAAAGUGGAUAGUUUUUCCUUCCCUGUGUGAGGUCACACUCUCCCACAUGUCCUGCCUGUCUGUGUGUGUAUGUGUGUGUAUGUGUGUGUGUGUGUGUGUGUGAGAGAGAGAUGAAACCGAGCCCCUGCCACAUCUGAGGAACUCUCAGUGUAUUUCAUUCAUGUGAUCUAUCUCUCGAGGUGCCCGAAGCAGAGAUAAACUAAAUCUCGCCGUCUCUAGCUUUUGUCUCCAGAGGAUCAGAAUCUCAUGAAGACCACAAUCCCCUCCUUCCGUCAUCGAUACCGAAACCCCACCCCACCUCCCAGGGUGUGACCCCUGACUCAUCCCACUUACCUUUUUACUCCUCACCUUUGAUCAGCUCUUCUAAACUUCAGCACCACAUCAUGCUGAUGACGUCAUAAACAUAUUUUUUAUAAUAGUACGAUUAAUUUACAGUCAUUCCUUUUUGACUCAGAAGAGAAAGAGUGUGUCGGAGCAUCAGCAGCGAACGCUAGCUAGCUUUUCCUUUUUUUUUUGCAUUAAUUAAUAUAUUUGAUUAAACAACGAGGGAAAGUUUUGGCUCUAGUUCAUUCAUUGUUCACGGAAAAACAUUAUGGCAAAUAAAAAUGGCAGCUACAUUAAUAUAGUGAUUAAAAAAAAGCUGUUUGAAUGUACUGGGCUGUGGAUAUUCCUUACUGGUUUUUUCUUUAUUAUUAUUAUUAUAAAUUAAUUAAUUUUUUUAAAGAAAUGAGCACCUGAUCAUUUAAUUCAAUGGAUUUUUUUUAUUAUUAUUAUUUUGAAAUUUAUAUUUCAUAAAGCGCAGGAAUUGUAAUCACCUGUUGUUGCAGUACUCAGUAUGUCCAGUAGGACAUGAUGAGAGCCACUGCAUUGGUAAUGAUGAAGCAAUGAAGGAAAUGACACCAGGAGUCUGACACACUGAUAGGGACAGAGCGACACUGUAUUUUUGUUUUUUCCUCUUUCUCCAGGGAUCAUGUUUUUCGGUGCUCGAUUACAAAUAUGAAGCAAUUUUGAAUCAGCUACAAUUCGAUUCAGAUUCUAUUCAGAUAUUCUCCGAUAGCAUUCACUCACUGAGAUGGAUUAGUUUAAAAAUAUCACGCUUUAAAAUAUUCUGGCCAAUGCUAGCAGUCGUUUAUCAUUUCUCAGUAAUAAUCCGUUUGUAAUGAUUCACUCAUCAUUGGCUGAUUGAUUCUUGCAUCGAUUCGUUUCCGGAAAUCGAUUCAUCGAACCGAAUCGUGACUCGUUUACACCCCUAAUGAUGAGUUGAACCAAUGACGAGCAAAGAUCUCGACAGAUAAUCAAAAUAAAAGGACAUCUGCAGUCAUUUGCAGUCAGCCAGAUUAAAAACCGAGAUAAAUUUCUAAACGUAAAGAUGACCCAAAAGUCGUCGUAAUGAUUCAGAAUCGAUUCGGUUCCAAUCAAACGAACCAGGCAGUGUGUGGAAGAGGAAAGAGCAGAGCCGAGGCACUGACGAAGCUCAAACUGUCGAGGGAUCGCUCGUGUGUGUGUGUGUGUGUGUGUGUGUGUGUGUGUGUGUGGGAGGACACAAGUGUUUGGAGGACAAGUGCUACACCGGGGCAGGCUUUGGGACUGUGGAUUAAAUUGUAAUAAAACUGAGUGUGUGUGUGUGUCACAGAGGACCCAGAUGAACUUGAGCUCCUUUCAAAGCUCCAGACCAACGUUUAAAACUCUUUUUUUUUUCUCUCUCUCUCUCUUCCUGAUUUAAAGCAGCUGUAAGUUGUGAUUUUUUUGUAAAGGCGCUCAGACGGACACAGCUCUGUCAGAUACACACACACACACCUGAUCAUGGAGCUUUAUUCCUUUGGGGUAUUUGUGUGUGUGUGUGUUUUUUUCUCCUCCUCCUCCUCCUCGGGGGUUAAACGGGUUUUUGCGGGUGGCGUGUGUGUCCUCGUCGUCUCUACUUACACGUUGUUUAUUAUAAUAUUAUAAUUAUUGCAAAAUUGUUGUUUUUAGUUUUUCCAGAUUAAAAAAAAGAUCUUAGAGAAUUAAAAAUAAUGAAUUGAUUAUUA